Molecule: messenger RNA, 525 nt
Organism: Menidia menidia (Atlantic silverside)
Lineage: Eukaryota; Metazoa; Chordata; Actinopteri; Atheriniformes; Atherinopsidae
Source: the annotation of a GenBank genome assembly
AUGGAGGGAGACAAAUGCCCGUCCGAGCAGACGUUCGCCUUCAGUCCUCUCCCCGGCAGGACGCCGUCCUUCCUCCUGGACAGAGACACCUUGGCGCUGUUAAUGAAAUGGUCCAUGCUGGGGAGGCUUUCGUGUCGGUCCUACAGUUUUGACCACAACUUCCACCCUUACAACGCCGAACAGUUUGCACUGUGCUUCUUUAGAGACCCAGAAGUGGUUUCCAGCCUGAGAGACGUGGACUCUGGACUGUGGGUGCCUCUCGACAGACCGGUGGUGUCCGUCGGCGUGGAGCCCGUUCCCUGCACCCAGGUUUCCAUGGAGAUGUUUGACCCCAUCUACUCUUGUGGCGUCCUGAGGCCCUCGGGGCACGUGGUCAAAUGCCUUCACGACGUGCACCCCGACUACGAUGAACUCCGACGGGUGGCUCUCCCCCUUUCAUCUGCCCGUUUGAGUCUAUAUGUUCUGACAGGAAAUCAGCCUCUGACUGCCCUGAUCCCUCCAGAUGCUGCGGGAGGAGGACUCUGA